Molecule: messenger RNA, 8324 nt
Organism: Aplysia californica (California sea hare)
Lineage: Eukaryota; Metazoa; Mollusca; Gastropoda; Aplysiida; Aplysiidae
Biological process (GO): G protein-coupled receptor signaling pathway
Cellular component (GO): cytoplasm
Molecular function (GO): G protein-coupled receptor binding; guanyl-nucleotide exchange factor activity
Source: RefSeq, a predicted model, not a curated record
UGUGGAGAACGGCGUGUCCGGCUCGAGUGAGCUGUUGGUGACCCGGGAGUCAGGGGACGGACGGGAGGACUCCGGGGACGGGGAGCUGUCUUCUGACGGAGAGCCCCUAGAAGUCGACUACAGCAACCUCAGCUUCAUCGAGAUCCCGCCCAUCUCCAGCGGCGAGGAGGACGAGGCGGACGACAGCUGGGAUGAGGUGGAAUAUCACAAGCCCUCGCGAGUGAAGUUUAGCCGCAGUCCUAUCAGGGUGUUUGCCACGUAUUCCACCAACGACUACGACCGGCGCAAUGAGGACGUUGACCCCGUGGCCGCCUCGGCAGAGUACGAGCUGGAGAAGCGAGUGGAGAAGAUGGACGUGUUCCCUGUGGAGCUAGAGAAAGGUUCCGAGGGUCUGGGACUCACCAUCAUUGGCAUGGGCGUUGGUGCUGACGCUGGCCUAGAGAAAUUGGGAAUUUUCAUCAAAACUUUGACCCCGAGGGGAGCCGCUCUCAGAUCGGAGAAAAUCCAGGUGAACGACCAGAUCAUUGAGGUAGACGGCAAGAGUCUGGUGGGUGUGACACAAGCCUACGCCGCCUCUGUGCUACGCAACACUAGCGGUCACGUCAGGUUUUUGAUUGGCCGUGAGAAGGACCCGAGCAAGAGUGAGGUUGCUCGGUUAAUUCAGCAGUCUUUGGAGCAGGACAGACGCAGGGAGGAGAUGAGGGAGCGGGAGCAGCAGAGGCUCAAACAGCUGGAGGACAGUUUUGAGCCAAAGGAUGAGGUGUUGGAGCGGCAUGUGCACAUGCACCAGCAGAAUGCCGUGUCAGGUGGGGCGGACGCUUCGGGGGGCGGUGCCGCUAAGGAGGAGCAGGACAAGUCGGGCGACGACGAGUCUCCGAUGAGUGAGCAGGAGCGGCUACAACUGGAGCAGGACACGGCAGCAGGGGACACAACUCCCGACACGGCGUCCUGGAACCGGGGCGAGAGCUCGCCGGAGACGGUAGAUCACUCGGAAGAAACUGAGGCAUCGGCCGCGCUACCCGAGGGGGGACACGGCAGCUCUAGUGACUCGGCGUCACCCGACAUGGAGAGGGAACAGCUGUUUGUGAAGUUUAAAGAAGACAUGAUGGUUGCAUCUCAGAGCCAGCACAUCCAGCUGGAGAGGAAGGUGAAGGAACUGGGCGCCCUGGAGAAGAAGUACCACAAGGCCAAGAAACUCAUCAAGGACUACCAGCAGAGGGAGAAAGAUUUCAUCCAAGAGCGGGAGUCGUUGUUUGAGCAGCAGGCAGAGAAGGACCAGCAGUACAACUCCUUGGUCAAGUCCCUCAAGGACAGGAUCUUUACCCUGGAGAAGAACUUGACCUCAGCCCAGAAGGAGGCGGGGCUACCCCAGGCCUUGCCAGCUGGCCCUGAGCCAGAGAUCACCGUCACCUCGACCCCGCCCACCACACUGGUCAAGGCAACUCUCAAUGGACUAGAUGAGGAGCCGCUGUCUCCCCUGAACCAGUCCACGGAGGACGUGCUGGAGAUUUCCAUGUCCUCCGAGGUCUCCGAUGCUCCGACUUCUCCUGAUGUGGAGGAGAUGAGUGAACGAGAGACCUCAACGUCCCCGAGCCAUGCCGCGGAGCCGGACAGCUCGGCCACAUCUUCCCCUCUCUUCCCUAGGACAGUGGAAGAGACGGAGGUCGUCAAGUCAGAUUUCGACUCUGUCAACGCCUCGCCCUUGUUGGACUCGACGGUGAGCAGAGACAAGGCCAACCUGGCGAGUGCUGGCAGCAACGCUAACAGACGGCCACCUUCGAAGAAGGCAGUGACCCAGGAUUCCACCUCGGAGGACCAAGACUCAGCCAGUGUCCAGAGCGAGGUUACAGAAAACGGCAGUGUUCACAGCGGUCACCCGGACCAGACAGAAUCCGGACUGGACAUGUGGAACCGCCAUGACAGAGCGUAUACAGUGCCUGCCUUUGUAAACAUCGACAGCACGGUCAGGAAGAGCGAGCUCAAAAAGAGAAAGCAAGCGCAACAGCAGCAGCUGUCCCCGGACAGCCAACGGGCUCUUCCUCCUCCUCCGCCCCUCCCCCCGUUGGCCACGCCUCCUUCCCCCAGUAGCCCCGCCCACCGCCCCACUCCCUCUGCGCGACCUCCAGUGGCCCCCAAACCCCAAAAGCUGUCCAGCCCGGCGCCGGCUAGGGUGGACGAUACGUCGGACACCUCCUCUUCCGUGUCCCAGACGUCCUAUGACCCCAACCAGCCGACCUUGAAGGGAGGUCAGUCAGAGAUCCCCGACCUGACCACCGACGACACGUCCACCAACAGCGAGGGAGGGGCCGUCACUCUCGUCUCCUCCAAGCCUUCUCCGUCUGCCAAAGGCUUCAACUUCCCUAAGCUCCACUGGAAGCCCGGCAAGGGGCGGAGUCAGGACAGUGGAGGGGGCGUGGUCUUGCUCUCCAGCCGCAAUCUGGGCUCCGGCAACAAACACUCAGCCUCUGACCCCGGCCUCGACUCCUCGGGCAUUGUCCUCAUCUCCAAAAAGCACAUAGACACCGGGUUCAAUGAUGAUGAUGACGAUGCAGCCAGCGUGAACAGUGACAUCACCAGCUCUAUGAUGGUCAGUGAGCCGGAAGAGUUGGGCACAGGCAAGUUCACGCUCAACAUCUCGGGGACCCCUGCCACUGAGGAGAACCCCGCCCCGAACAAGCGCAGCCUCAACCAGUUCCAGUCAGGCCCCAUCACGGAGUGGAACACGGAGCACGUGUGUCACUGGCUCAUGGCGCUGGAGCUGGACAAGUACACCGCCUCCUUUCUUGACAAAAACAUCACGGGCACCAGUCUCCUGCAGCUAGACGGCUCCAAGCUCAAGGCCAUGGGCGUGGUGAGCAGCAAAGACAGAGAGCUGCUCAAAAAGAAGAUCAAAGAGAUGAAAGCCAACGUGGAACGAGAGAAGAAACUACAGGAGAAAGAGCGAAAACAGAAGGAGAAAGAGCAGAAGAAAAUGUCCAAGAAGAAAUGAGCUGAAAUUACUACUUCAGGAGCAAUUGUUUAAGCCAAAUUCCUAAGAGACAACUGAUGGCAAAGUGCUUUACGAUAAAGGCAAGUUGUGUGUUUGCCAGUGUACACGGUACUGUAAAACUUGUAGAAAGUGUACGGGCUUAGUUUGCCCCUAGACGUGGUGACUGUUUCAAAAGUGAAGGAAAAUAUUUGGCCUAGGACUGUGGGAGAGGUUCCAAAGGGCUCUGUGAGUGGAAGACUGGCAGCUGAGGCUUUCGCCGAGAGCCGCAGGGGACGUGUAUUGUGUAAGACGUGAAUGUGAGAGAGGUUUUGUAUGUGCAUUUAGAAUACUACAUGACUAUAAAAAGAGCCAACCAUGGGAUAUAUAGAUGAUCUGUUUGUUCAGUUGACCGUGGCAGUGACUCGUGGACCGUGUCCAUGGCAGCAACACAUUGCCACACGGUGCUGAGCACUUGUGGAAUGCGGGAACAUAUCAAAAGAUUAUCCGUAGCAACACGACAAAGUGAAUCAAAUGUGGCAUUUUGACGUUUUCAUACUGGGUGUAUUUAAAUAAAGAUCUGUUCUAUCCCUACACGUUGGUGAGGACAGUCUUAACUUAGAGAGCUGCUUUGGUUUCCAAGUUGGGGAGGGACAAUACUCCCAGUUGGGAAAAAAUCAAAGCUGUUCCCGUUAGCUCGGAAGAGCUGAAAGUGACGAGUGACUCGCUUUGCCGUUUUGCUACAGAUAUGAUGGACUGGGAACAAGUCAUUGGAACAAACGAGGUGACCUACAGGGAAUAUAUAGGGCUGUUUGUUGACUUGUUCGUUUUUCUGCGUGUUGUUUUUGUAGCGAUUUGUGUUUUGUAGAGUAGCAGGGAAACUGUUUCACUUAUGUUUGACAUAGUUUCAAUUCCAUUUUGAAUUUUAUGUUGAAAGUUGACUAAACUUGAGAGGUUUGAACUUGAGAUAUCUCAAGUUUGAGUUGAAAAACUUCACCAUACUCGUAUGUCUCAAGUCAAGUCGGAGAGAAUGGACAAAUGACAAUUUGGUGCUGAGUAACUUGGGACAGCCUAAGUUUAGCUGAAGGAGCUUCAAGUUGUUUGUAUUUUAAAGAUCAUAGAAUUAUUCAAGUUGUUUGUUUUUUAAAGAUCAUAAAAUUAUUCAAGUCUCUGUGUGAGAAUAGGAAAAAAAAGCCCCCGGUUAAAAUUGUGACUUAAACAAAUCUUUGGUGUAGGGAGAGAGUGGGAUCGUUUGGCCUGAGAUGUUUCCAUAAACAAAAGGCAUGUAAUGUAAGGGUUUGGGGUUUGUCUGGGGCAUUGUCGUAAGUGUUGAGUAGCUAGACCUCCAUCAAUGUGAGUGACCUGUUUACUUAUGUCAUAUUUACACUCUUCAUUUGUGUGUGUGCUGAAUUAGGAGGGUGAGUCACCAGUCUGUAGUGACUUCUUGUUGCUUUGUCGGUGUCGACUAUUGCCAAAACAUUUUGUGAAAUACUUGUGUGAGAUCAUGCGGAGUGAAUGUCAGUGCUUCCUACAGGAGAUUUAUACUGUGUGUGGAUGUUUUGUUUCUGGCUCUGUUUGUGAUUGGAUGCUAGACAGCACAUAGCUGUUUUACACCAUUUGUAUGUUGUGGAAUUUUAUGAUUUAAUGUUGUUUUAGAAGGCAUAAACAUGUUGGAGAGUUUGUCAAGAAGACAGGGUCACCUUGAAUGGAUCUCGUUUAUAUCAUCGCUCUCAGUUAGAAUUGUCUUUUAACUCCUGGUAGCUGGUCGUGUGUAUCAGAAAAGUUGCUGCAACACGCAUGCCUGACCCUUCCAGCUGCAGUAUAGGACUUACGUAGAGCUGAUUCAAAUUUACUGGAUUGGAUCUUUGUUAACAAAGUCAAACUUACACCAUACUAAAAGACUUUUGUGAGCGUUCAGAGUCACACUUUUAGCUUUUGAAAGUACCUAUGGUAAGGUAAAGAAAUGCUCUUCUUUUUUUCUUUAUAUGAAUGGCACCAGCUUAGUGAAAUUGUCAAAAUAGAAAUAUACGGACUGUCCGAAAUAAAACUUGGACAUAGAGAUAGUUUAGUUGAUGUACUGGACUAAGGUGCGGAUGAUCCAGUUCAAACCCCUCAAUGUCUCUGCCCGCUUGGCUCAGUUGUGUGGAGAGACAAGACAUCUCUAUGUUAAAAGGUUGGAGGUCCUGCCUUACAAGUGUUUGUGGGGGCCUUAGACCUUUGUCCUACCCAAAGAACAAUGUUACAUGUGUACAAUCAGGCUCAAGGUAUCUUGUAAUGACUGACUUUGUGUUGAAAAAAUUUCAGUUACUUUUUGUUCUUCACGGAAAUGGUUCACGAAUAGAAUUCCUGAAAUGCUUGCUCUGUGCUGCUCUGUUUUUGGUGUAGUGAGUGGUGAUUUUCUGAAGCUUUUGUGGUUGAAGAAGAUGUAGCUGACAGUUGAGAGGGCUGAUAUCAUAAUCCUCCUGUGUUGACUGCUUUGUGUUGGAUUGUCUGGACCAAUUCGUGUGGUUGUAGAGGGGAGGAUGUCUGGUCUGUUUGAUUUUAUGAUAACAAAAAGUUUCUGCUUUGAGAUAUUUGGUUGGAAAUUUUAUAAAAUGCCAAAAUGUUGUCUUUUGCUCAUCAGCCUUUUCCUGUACUGCGGUACAAGAUUGAGUGAAACAAUAUAAACUGCCUGCAUGUUGCUGACUUAUCCGUGUUUUUGAUUGAACAGAAUGUAAAACAGCCUGAAUCAAAACCAUUGUCAUUUUCUAACCAUAAACAUCUUAGAAAAUGGAAAGUAAUUUUCCAGUUUGAUAUCUCAAACUUAUUACUUUUGAUGUUUAAAAAGAUUAAAUCUUUGAGAGGCAUGAAAACCUUCAGAUGGCAUUUGGUUAAUCAUUACAAGGAUAGCAUCAGAAUUCCUGUUUGUGUAAAUGUGUUAUUGAUUGUUUUUGUUUGGAAUCAGUUGAUUUUCUUCUGUGUAUGAGAGAGGAACAGGGUAUCAGUACCUCACAGAUUCGAAGCUCUGUAAUUUAUCAUUGUCAUGUUUUUAUGGGGCAUCUUACUUAUCGUAGGACAGAUAUUACGUGAAAGCGUAAAGAGCUAUGAAAAAAGUCGAGACAUGCAGACAACUAGUUUGUGAUCUGAUGUUAGUAAUUGUGUUUCCCGUACUCUCUGAGGCAAUUUACUAUUGUAGGCCCCUAAUUCUUGUUGAAGAAUUUCAGGAUGAUUGCAGUAAUAUUGUUUUGUUGGCCUUCAUGAGUUUCCAAAAUUUUCAAACCUUUUAAAGAUUUUGGAAUGGCUCAACACUUGCAAUACAGUAGGUGGAUGUGAAUGUUGAAGAAAAAAAAAUGACGAAGCUUGGCCACUCUGUUUUGACGGCCAAGGCUAAGAAAAAGCUGAUGGUAGUUUUCUGUACAUUGCGAUGUAAUCCCAUGGCUUUUAGCAUCUGUGAGUCAUUUUGAGAGGGAUGGGGGAGGAUGUGAAAGAUCAAGUGGGACGGAGAAUCAACCUCUGCAAAAGAUCCGAACAUGAAUGAAAAGUUGAUGAAGAAGGAUUGUAGUGGAUUGAAAAUGUUUUUUUUGCCUUCUGUCGGUUUUUUCUUUUUUUGUUUGUUUGGGGGGGGGGGGGGGGGUUGUUUGGUAUGUUACAUGCUGUCUCACUCUCCUGCUAGGUCUGAAUGCUGUUUGCAAACUACAAAGUAAGCCAAGACUUGUUGGGGCAUGAGAAAUCCACUCAGCAUUGUUGUUAUCAAGUGUUGUCUCAGUUUGUGGGAUACUAAGAAGUGAGAGAGGGGGGGGGAAUGCAUCUUUUGAUAGAUUACAUUUAUGGCUGGUCCCAGUGUUAUUAGUGGUAAGUUGAGAAAAGUUUGUGAAUGUAGAGAGAUCACAGGAGCAAGAUGGUGAAGCUUCAGGUGGACAAAAACUCUACCAUUUGACACUUUGGGGUGGUCCAUAAAUUGGUGUAAAACAUGCUUUGUGUUUUCUACUACGGUACUACAUCUGCUGUGGGAACAGGAAUAUGUUCCUCCCAAUACCAUAGAGCUUAUAAGGAAAUAAGGAUAUCUUAAAUAUAUUAAUAUAACCCUCAUCCUAAUUAUGUCAACACAUAUUUUAGCUUUUCAGCAAAAUAACUCAGUGUACACCCAUUGAACUCAGCCUUUGAGAAGAAAACUGUAAUGGUAUUCAGAACUUGAAUAUAAUUCAUUUUGAUCUGUAGUGAUACCAUUCAUGGAUGACUGAAAGUUUGUUAGGUGGGGGUGGGGGGGGGGGGGGUGGAGGGACUUCAGUUUUGUCACAAUGUCUAAGUAUUGUAUUCAGUGCUUGUACUGUGUAUGGGUGUGUGCAAGUGUUUCUCCUUUCAGACGAUUUAUUUGUAAGAUAAGAGAUGUAUAUGAAUAUCAUAGAUAACAAACUAUAAUAUAUCACCAGGGCACCUGUGUAUGGUUGUGUGUCUGGCUUUCACCCUGUUCAACAUGUAAUAUUAUGGAAUGUAUUAGCAGUCGAAUCAAUGGGUUUUUUUUUUUUUACAACUUUGCUCUGCUGUGAAUGUCCGUUUCUGAAGUCUUUGCCUCAUCCCCGAAAGAAUAAGUGAAGUUAAAAGAAUUCUUGAUGUGUUACAAGAUGUGAGGUUGUUGUUUGGUACCUGUACACUCAGCGAAAGGAUGAAAUGUUAUCAUGGUCUGUUCUGAAGUGCUGAAAUCUACCAGUUUUACUUUGCUUUUGGAAGUUUAAGGUGUUGAAUUUUCCAAAUAUUCUCUUGUAUAGUCUUUGUAGAAUAAUGAAAUGGUUCAAGAAAAGCUGAUCCGUAACAAAUAAUUUACAGGUCAGUUUGGUGUGUAACAGUUGACUAGUUCUAUCCCUGUAUUAAAAAUAAAUGUUGAUUUGGUUUACCAAUGAUCAUCCUUUUGCAGUCUGUGUCAGUGGAACGAUAUGAAUAAAAGGAAUCUUGUGUCUUUAGAUUAGAAGUCUUGGGUUAUGGAACAAUAUGAAAGGUCACGGAGAGAAAGGGUAGAAAGGGUCUAUCUGUUGAAAGUUGCUCAUCAUAACGAUCCAGGUCACACACACUGAUCUUGUUUUGAAACGUUGCUGGUGAAAUUGUGAAGAAAUAAUUUAUGACUAUGAAACUGUUCAUUGUUAUUCUUGACUACCUACCCUCUGAGAAGCAUUUAUGGUUGAGGCUACUUUGUGUAUUUUGCUCAGAGCUGGGGAAGUUAAGUGAGGAUUACAUGGAAUGGACGCCCAUGGUUUUGUCGUCUUUGUUAUUUACUAGUGAUGGCAAUAGAAAAACGUUUGUAUAGAUAUGGAUGUAACAUUAACAUAACACAUUAUCAUUGUUUAUACCAAGUUGAAUAAAUAUUGAAAAGUAUUUAUGAAAAAAA